GUCCAAGCAGGAAACUCGGAUGCCCAGAUCCGAGAUGGGGACGAUGGCGCUGUGAGCGCUGCUCCUGCUGCUGGCAGCCGCCCUGGCCCCGACCCAGACCCGCGCGGGCUCGCACUCCAUGCGGUAUUUCUCCACCAUCGUUGUCCCGGCCCGGCCUCGGGGAGCCCCGGUACUUGGAAGUCGGCUACUGUGGACGACACGGAGUUCGUGCGCUUCGACAGCUUCAGCAGAGAAUCCGAGAAUGGAGCCGCGGGCGCAGUGGGUGGAGCGGGAGGGGCCGGAGUAUUGGGAGAGGGAGACACAGAGAGCCAAGGACAACCAGCAGAGUUUCCCAGUUGACCUGAGGACCCUACUUGGCUACUACAACCAGAGCAAGGGUGGCUCUCACACCUUCCAGUGGAUGUCUGGCUGUCAAAUGGGGCCUGAUGGGCACCUCCUCCGCGGGUACAGUCAAAAUGCCUACGAUGGCAAAGAUUUCAUCGCCCUGAACAAGGACCUGAGGACAUGGACUGCUGCGCACACGGUGGCGAAGAUCACCCAGAGCAAGUUUGAGAGGACUGAUUUUGCAGAGAGAUUGAGAGCCUACCUGGAGGACACGUGCUUGGAGGGCCUCAGCAGACACCUGGAGUAUGGGAAGGAGCAGCUGCUGCACACAGAUCCCCCAAAGGCACAUGUGACCCAUCAUCCUGGAUCUAAAGGUGAUGUCACCCUGAGAUGCUGGGCCCUGGGCUUCUACCCUGCUGACAUCACCCUGACCUGGCAGAGGGAGGAGGAGGAACAGACUCAGGACAUGGAGCUGGUGGAGACCAGACCUUCUGGGGAUGGAACCUUCCAGAAGUGGGCAUCUCUGGUGGUGCCUUCUGGGGAGGAGCAGAAAUACACAUGCCAUGUGCACCAUGAGGGGCUGCCUGAGCCCCUCACCCUGAGAUGGGAGCCUCCUCAGUCCACUGUCCCCAUCAUGGCAGUCAUUGCUGUUCUGUUUCUCCUUGGAGCUGUGACCAUCAUUGCAGCUGUGGUGGCUGUUGUGAGGAAGAGGAGGAGAAACACAGGUGGAAGAGGAGGGAACUAUGUUCCGGCUCCAGGUAAGUGUGGAAAGCAGGAUUGUCCCUGAGACCCUUGGGGUGGACCUGGAGUAUUUGCAGACCUCUGUCACCAAUAUUAGCUCCUCCAGCAAAAUCUCCUAGGGGCCAUGUUUUUUAUCU
Mesocricetus auratus (golden hamster) is the source of this 1202-nucleotide messenger RNA. Its product is annotated as H-2 class I histocompatibility antigen, alpha chain-like. Bases 119 to 1111 code for a protein of 330 amino acids. Gene Ontology annotation, biological process: antigen processing and presentation of endogenous peptide antigen via MHC class I via ER pathway, TAP-independent; positive regulation of T cell mediated cytotoxicity; immune response. The record is from RefSeq and is a predicted model, not a curated record. The transcript has 6 exons. Gene Ontology annotation, molecular function: signaling receptor binding; peptide antigen binding. Gene Ontology annotation, cellular component: external side of plasma membrane. NCBI's taxonomy places the organism in Eukaryota, Metazoa, Chordata, Mammalia, Rodentia, Cricetidae.